Molecule: messenger RNA, 2886 nt
Organism: Scomber japonicus (chub mackerel)
Lineage: Eukaryota; Metazoa; Chordata; Actinopteri; Scombriformes; Scombridae
Product: lutropin-choriogonadotropic hormone receptor
Exons: 11
Coding region: 98-2176 (692 amino acids)
Biological process (GO): follicle-stimulating hormone signaling pathway; male gonad development
Cellular component (GO): membrane
Molecular function (GO): thyroid-stimulating hormone receptor activity; follicle-stimulating hormone receptor activity
Source: RefSeq, a predicted model, not a curated record
CAUCCUUAACUUUUAGGAGAUUCAGUGGAGUUUUUUUUUCUUUGUUUUUUUUUCUUCUUUGUUUUGAUAUUAAUCCCUCAGUGAGUGGUCUGGUGUCAUGGCUCCCUGGGUGGUCUGGGUCCUGGUCGCGCUGUCCGGUGUGCUGAAUGUGCGCUCCUGCUGGGCUUAUACCUGUCCUCCCAUCUGCCGCUGUAGCACCGACACUAUCCAGUGCAACAGAGACACUCAGCUGGCCUCCCGGUCAGGAGCAACAUCCGUGCCUCGACUAAGACUCACUCAUCUGUCCUUGAAAGAAGUUCCCAGUCAUGCCUUCAAGGAGCUGAUCAACAUAACAAUAAUCGAGAUUUCCCAAAGCGACUGCAUCACACAGAUACGGAGACAGGCGUUCCUCUCCCUCCACAGCCUGGCUCAAAUCUCUUUGCAGAAUAUUAACAGUCUGAGGAUCAUUGAGAAAGGUGCCUUCACUGACCUGCCCAAACUGGAAUAUUUGAGCAUCUCAAACACAGGGAUGAUACACUUCCCUGACUUCACAACUAUCUCCUCCUUGGUGCCCAAUAUUAUCCUAGAAAUGGCAGACAACAUGAGGAUCGACACCAUUCCUGCCAAUUCUUUCCAGGGUAUCACAGAGGAGUACGUUGACAUGAACCUGGUUAGAAAUGGUUUCAAGGAAAUAAAAUCCCACGCGUUCAAUGGAACCAAGCUCAACACAUUAAUUUUAAGAGACAACAAGUUUCUCAGUAUCAUUCAAGAAGAUGCUUUCAAAGGAGCCUCAGGUCCAAAUUCUCUGGAUGUUUCCUCCACAGCGUUGAUUUCCCUCCCCCCUAAAGGACUGAGGCAGGUGAGGUUUCUGAGAGCUGACUCUGCUUUCGCCAUGAAGAGUCUCCCUCCACUGGAGAGCCUGGCCGAGCUGCUGGAGGCUGAGCUCACGUACCCAAGCCACUGCUGCGCCUUCCACACAUGGCGUCGCAAACAAAGGGAAAAUGCCUUGAAGAACUUCUCAAAGUUGUGUGAUCUCAGCAAAAUACAAAUGGAGCCCACUGCAGAUGGUGUGAACGAUAUUAACUACAUCAACUUCCAGUACUCAGACCUGGAACUGGAUUGUUUCAACGACCCCUUUGUCAAGUGCACGCCAAACCCGGAUGCUUUUAACCCUUGCGAGGACCUGCUGGGCUUUCGCUUCCUGCGCUGUCUCACCUGGAUAAUCACAAUGUUUGCUGUGACCGGUAACCUGGCUGUGCUGGCCAUCCUCCUCAUUAGCCACCAUAAGCUAACCAUCUCCCGAUUCCUCAUGUGUAACCUGGCCUUUGCUGACUUGUGCAUGGGACUCUACCUGAUGCUCAUCGCCUUCAUGGAUCACCACUCCCGUCACAAGUACUACAACCAUGCCACUGAAUGGCAAACAGGCCCGGGAUGUGGCAUAGCAGGGUUUUUGACCGUGUUUUCCAGUGAGCUCUCAGUAUAUACACUGACUGUGAUUAGCCUUGAACGCUGGCACACCAUCACCAAUGCCAUGCAUGUAAACAAGAGGCUGCGGAUGCACCAUGUGACAGCCAUGAUGGCAGCAGGCUGGGGCUUCUCUCUGCUAGUUGCCCUGCUCCCUCUUGUGGGGGUCAGCAGCUACAGCAAAGUGAGCAUCUGCCUUCCCAUGGACAUCGAUACACUGGGCUCUCAGGUUUAUGUGGUGGUUGUGCUCAUUCUCAAUGUUGUCGCUUUCCUGGUGGUCUGUUACUGUUACAUAUGCAUUUAUCUCAGUGUCCACAAUCCAGAGCACUCUGCACGCCACGGAGAUACUAAGAUUGCUAAACGCAUGGCUGUGCUCAUUUUCACUGACUUCAUUUGUAUGGCGCCCAUCUCCUUCUUCGCCAUCUCUGCGGCCCUGCGGAUGCCCCUCAUCACAGUAUCUCACUCAAAGAUCUUGCUCAUCCUUUUUUAUCCCAUCAACUCUCUCUGCAACCCUUUCUUGUACACCAUCUUCACGCGGGCCUUCAGGAAGGACGUGUGCCGGCUGUUGACUCGUUGCGGCUUCUGUCACACAAAAUCUGACUUUUACAGGUCACAGAUUCUGGCUUCACACCUCACCCGUAAACAAAAAGUGUCCCCCAGUAAACCUCACUCACUUAGGUUCUAUUCCUAUAUUAAAAGGAAAGGUUGCUUUCUAAACAAGGGGACCACAUGAUCAAUAACACAAAUAAUUUUAUUAUAAUUAUUUUAUCUGUCAAAUGUAUAAUUUCUUCUGAGUCUAGGUCAGGGUGUCAGUCUUGUACAUACCUCAGAUCAGAUUUGAACUGGGUUUGAUUACAAAGUGGGAAUUUCAUACUUCAGGGCCAAGAGACCUCAAAUUGAAGACAACAGGUGCUGCAGCCUCCAUUUCUGCACAGGUAACGUGGUGCAGUACAAAGAUGCAGAUGGGUGGAGCGGGAAUGGAGAACAAAUAAACAGGGCAGUUUUGUUUUUUGCAAAGUUUACCUUUACUGAUACGCUUUAGGUUAUUUGUUAUUAAGAUCAAACUACAUAAAACAGAACUGGUGUAAGAUGUUCAAAGAAGAGACAUUUAGUUCCAUAGAAGAUUUAGUAGUAGAGGUUAUUUAUUUUUCUAGCCAUAUUAUGGUUGAAACUUUAAGCUUGAAUAUAAGGUUUGAAGUAAAUCUGAUCAAAUGGAAGUCUUUGUAUUAGCUUGUCUGUUCAGGUUUUUCAAUCUAAUGAGCGUUGGUGCCAUCUAUUGGGUUGUUGUACUCAGGAGACAUUUAGCCUGAGAGGCUUGAAGACUGCGGACAUGCUCUAGCAGCCACAGGAAACCAGUAAAAACUGGGACCUGGUCCACAACAAACAAUUAGUGCUGUUUAAAAUGUCCCAGGUUUUUACAAUAAAACAUUCUAAUUUUAAAAA